This is a messenger RNA of Didymodactylos carnosus, 611 nucleotides long. Lineage: Eukaryota; Metazoa; Rotifera; Eurotatoria; Philodinida; Philodinidae. The record is from the annotation of a GenBank genome assembly.
AUGACAUGGAACGCCGAUCACGCUCUUAUAAUCUUCUGUUCUUCGCAGAUAAAAGUCUCGCGAGCAGACCUGUGCGGGUCUGCACGUGUUGAAGAAGUAUUGCGGACAAUGGAUUUGGAGAAAUGUCAAAAUACAAUUAUUGGUGUACCAGGCAAAUUAAAAGGUAUCAGUGGUGGUGAAAUGAAACGUUUGACAUUUGCAAGUGUGAUAUUGAAUGAUCCUUUUGAAAUAAUUUUUGAAGAAACCAUUUUCUAGACUCAAAACACAUACCGUUGGAUGCGUCCUGGCGAGUACUAUCUACACACAUGAUAUGAUAUUGAAUGGAGGGAAAAAAUAAAACAGUGGUAUCCUCCCUAUGGAAAAAGAUUAAUGUGGCAGAGCCUGCUAACAAGCCUGCAGAUUCAGUUCCAGCAGACAAAAGUCUCCCAGCAGACCUGUGCGGGUCUGCCAGGAUGUUUCAUGCAAACCCGGACAGCAGCAACCGCGGAUGCAAGCGCAGUACCCGUCAGUGUUAUUAAAAUCAUAACUCCGCAUAUCAAAAAGUAGUUUCGCAUAUUCGACAUGAAAUAUACAAUACUCAGAAAUAUGAUAGUUAUGACGAUAAAGUAGGG